This is a messenger RNA of Biomphalaria glabrata, 3617 nucleotides long. RefSeq names its product enteropeptidase-like. The transcript has 14 exons. Bases 260 to 2704 code for a protein of 814 amino acids. Gene Ontology annotation, cellular component: extracellular region. The record is from RefSeq and is a predicted model, not a curated record. Lineage: Eukaryota; Metazoa; Mollusca; Gastropoda; Planorbidae. Gene Ontology annotation, biological process: complement activation; proteolysis. Gene Ontology annotation, molecular function: serine-type endopeptidase activity; protein binding.
AGAAACUCAAGGCACAGAUUGUCAAGUUCAAACACAAGAGAAAAGACAUAGACACAAACAGAGAUUAAACUAUGAAAUCUGAACAAUUGGUGAACUGAAGAACUGGGCCAGGAGAGAUAAAAGUGUCACCUCAACUGCAAGUAAAACUUUGAAAAGAGUUUUUGAUAUUCUUUUUAUCAUCUGGUGGAGCUCUUCAAUGUUUCCAUGUAUCCCUCACGGGAAUGAUAAGAAAAUAAUUUUAAAAAAUAUAUAGGCCAUAAUGAUAUGGUACAAUAGCUUGUAUCACAUGGUUUCUGGGGGAGAUCUUUAUAGUGCGACCGAUUUCUGUGCUGAUAUGGACGUUCUUGUGUUGCAUACAUAUAUUUGUUUUCUGUUCAUGCUGGUUAUAGUGAAAAUAGAACCAGCAGCCAUAGCAUGUCCAGGUUCGACAACUCUAUGCAAUACAACUCAUACUUGCAUUGAAAACAAAUACAUCUGUGAUGGUGACAGAGACUGUGAUGACGGAGAGGACGAGGCCAACUGUGAGUUCAAAGAGUCAGGAUGCGGAGACGGAUCUUAUCAUAUCGCACAGACUGGAACAAUAUCCAGUAAAAAUUACCCCCUGAAUUAUACAAGUUACCUCCAUUGCCAGUGGUACAUCAGCUCACCAGACAACACAACUUUACAGCUAGAAUUUAUAGAGAUUUUUGACCUAGAGAAACCCAGGCACAACCAAUGUCUCUACGACUUUGUCAGUGUGUUGCAAUUGAGUCCGUCGUUGUCGUUAGGACGUUUUUGUGGUGGAACACCUCCAGGGCCCAUGCUGCUAAAUGCUAGUAAAGUGUUGGUAGAAUUUCAAAGUGAUGGUCAGAAAUCUGGAUAUGGAUUCAAACUUAGAUGGACUUCUGGUAACAACAUUAUUUAUUCACAUGGUCAUCAGAGCCGAGCUCAAGAGUCAGGACAAAUCCAAACUACGCAAGUGUCCACUACAGCUCACUCUCAGUGCCUGGGUCAGUUUGAAUAUGGCGGAGACCUUGGGCACAUAUCGUCUCCAAACUAUGGACAGCCCUAUAUGACUCCAUUAUACUGUAGAUGGCAGAUAACAGUAUCACCAGGCUACAGGGUCUCCUUGCAGUUUCUAUCUAUCGAUAUUGGAGAGGCCACCGUAAACGGCUGCGCCAGUGGGCGUUUGGAGGUCUACGACGGCCCCGACGAUGGCGCCCCUCUCAUUGACACCUACUGCGGCGACGUCAUGCCAACGCCACUCAUGACAUCCGACAACACUUUGUACCUAGUCAUGACCGCAGACAACAACACGGCAGGAAGAGUCGGAUUCCAAGCAAAUUAUAUGUCUUUGUAUAUAGAGCCUCCAACGACCACCACUAUUGGACCACCACCUCCAGGUUGUGACGGUACAGCUCUGGUCAUCAUUUCAAUGUCUGGCUACAUCACCACGCCUUACUACGACCACCAAAACGUCUACGCUGAUCGAGUGGACUGCGAAUGGAUCCUGCUGGCCCCACCGGGACAAGUUUUUCUCAUCAGCUUUGUAGAAUUUGACCUGGAGCAGUCUGGUGGCUGUGACAGCGACUAUUUGCGUAUUUACAACGAUAAUGAAGAUCGCCUUGGGUUCUCAAACAACUUGACAAACGGAACUAUAGCAGUGCGUAACGAGACCUUGUCAGACGUAAACCAUCUUACCGAAAUAGCGAAUUUAUGUGGCCAGAUGCUGCCUUAUAGUGUUGAGUCCAAUAACUCUACAGUAGUUCUCAGAUUUCACAGUGAUGAACAAUAUGGAAGCUAUGGAUUCAAUCUGACAUAUCUGACCAAAGUCCCAGAAGUCAAAUGCUCCGCUGGUCAGUUCCAAUGUGAUUCUGUUCACUGCAUUGACCGGUCAGCUGUCUGUGAUGGUCAAGCCAACUGCGACGGUGGUGUGGACGAGCUCAUAUGUCCAUCUCUUUCGUGUGGAUUGCCCGCCAUCCAACCUGAAGUGGCAAGGAUCGUUGGUGGCACUGAAGCAGUGGAAGGAGCCUGGCCCUGGACGUUGUCCAUUGUGGAUAAAGAACGUCCUGGACAUAUAUGUGGUGCUACGCUCAUACAUCCAAAGUGGGCUUUGUCCGCAGCCCAUUGCUUUGAAAGGGUGUUCUCGAGGAACUAUGAACAGUUCGCUCUUGUCGCUGGAAGACAUCACCUACUUCUGACCGACUCACACGAGCAGUGGAGGUUUGUGGACAACGUGUACAUGAACAGGGAAUACCUCAGCGCUACCUCAGAGAAUGACAUCGCCCUGAUCAAACUGAAGCAACCUUUCAACUUGAAUGACUACGUCAGCCUCGUGUGUCUCCCCGAGCAGCGCGUGACGCCUGGAACUCCAUGUUACAUUACAGGAUGGGGGGAGACAUUAGGUACUUGCUGUAGUAACCUGUUAAAGCAAGCCCUGGUGCCAAUCAUGAACUCAAGUUUAUGCAGUGAGCCGGAAUAUUACGGUUCACGACUGAUGGAUCACAUGAUGUGUGCAGGCUACCCAGAGGGAGGGGUAGACUCCUGUGACGGAGAUUCUGGUGGGCCAUUGGUGUGUCAGUCUCCCACAGGAAGCCGACGCUGGGAACUUCAGGGCGUAACAUCAUGGGGUCUGCUUUGUGCAAGUGCCAAGAGCCCAGGAGUGUAUACAGUUGUGGAUGACUAUAUAUUCUGGAUACGACAGACAAUCGCCAUUCAUAUAUAAUAUAAAUACCAAAAAUUUGUUUUUUCCCUAAUAAUUAUUUUACCUGUAACUUGUGUUUAUAGAAUAAAACUAUUAACGGGUCCAAAAGAGAGCCAAAUAUGGGCACACAAGCACGCACACAUUUCCUUAGUUGUUCCAAGUUCAAACAUUUCGUAUUCCAAUCUGUUUUUCAUUCAAGGUAAACUGAUGAGGGGUCUAGAGACUGAAGUUUUGUUCUAUGUUUUGGAUGUUCCUUCACAGGGGAAAACUAUUGCUUCCUAGUCCGAACCUCCCGUAGGACGGCUGGAGAUAGCGGUGGUCAGGGACUGGAACCAGGGCCAUCGAGACGACAGUACAUCGCUCUAAAGAAAAUGUUUCGUAUUUAAUAUAAGAACUAUGAUACACAAUAUUGAAGUUUUACAGUAGAUAAUUUCUGCAGAUGUUUCCUCGACAAAAUCGUUAACCAAGUAAUGUCAAGUUGUAGAUGGUUUCUUGUGACUUCUUCUCUGUCCAGCUUUGGUCUUGUAGGUGUCUGGCAACCCGAAGUAGCCUAGAACACAUGUCCACAAAAGAAACUGGUCCGAGAGUAUGGAUUGGUAGAAGUAAUAGUGGGGAUGCACUAUCGUAAACCAACAAUAAUUAUAAUUGUGGAACUUGAAAGAGUAAAGAAACAUUUUGAAAUAUGUAAAACAAUAAUUUUAUUACAUGUUAUAAAUUAUUCAUUUUGUGUUCAGGUAUUGACUCUACAAUUAAAUAACUAUAUUUUUUGUUUUAAAUAGUCUCAGUAUUUAUGCAUAUGGAAGUUUUAAAUAGUCUUAGUAUCUAUGCACUAGGGCAAAUUAUUUCCCCUGAUCACGAGUUUCUAUUUUAAACCUCAAUCUUUUAAGCUUCAAUAAAGAAAAAAAAAAAAAAAGAGAAAUUUAAAUAAAGUGAA